This is a messenger RNA of Sinocyclocheilus grahami, 643 nucleotides long. Its product is annotated as prolyl 3-hydroxylase 2-like. The transcript is spliced from 2 exons. The record is from RefSeq and is a predicted model, not a curated record. Gene Ontology annotation, biological process: collagen fibril organization. Gene Ontology annotation, molecular function: collagen binding. Lineage: Eukaryota; Metazoa; Chordata; Actinopteri; Cypriniformes; Cyprinidae. Gene Ontology annotation, cellular component: endoplasmic reticulum. Bases 180 to 599 code for a protein of 139 amino acids.
UGGGUCAUUCAUCAUGAGUGACAACGACACUGCGUUUAAGCUUAGAACGGUAGUUAAGCCGUCACUUUCAUUAGCCUGUUUCUUCUGUGAGAUCCCACACUAGACUCAGCGGGACUGUGUUUAUUCUUCACUCCCAGAGCGCAUUAUUUUGCGCACCAUUGCUUGUGCAGCUUCAGAAGAUGGAUGUUAACUCCAAAAUCUACGGCUUAUUGACAUGUUUCCUCCAGUCACUUCUACUGUCAUCGACCACCCUGGAACCGUUCGAUCUGCUUUACGAUAACGGAGUGGAGGCGUUUUAUAAAGGAGAUUAUGGCAAUGUAGUGCGGUGCAUGGAGAGCGCGCUGAAGAGUUUCUCUGAAGUGCGCCAGACCAGAAUCAGAUGCAGGCUGAAAUGCAGUGACCAGCAUCGCUUUGACAGCUUUCGGACUGAUAAGAUUUUUGAAGUGAUUCUCUAUAGGGCGCAUUGUAUAAAUCAAUGCACCGAGGGAAAAAUUGGAGCCGGAUCCAUGCAUAAAGUUAGUGAGGAUGUCAUUCAAGAUUUCAAUAGAAGAAUUCCUUAUAACUACCUGCAGCUUGCCUACAGAAAAACCUGCGUAUGACCAGUGUUUGAUCACGAGUUUCCCAGAAAUUGCUGAGAGCGUGC